CAGCUGACCUCCAUGUGCAGGAAGCAGCUGCAGGGACACGACCGUCUUCUCUUGCGUGUGAACAUGAGAUCUGCUGACAGGAAGACAAAUCAAAAUAAAAUAAAAUAGUUUAUAUCCACAGGAGCUCAGGAGCUGCUGUCAACAUUUUUACUUCCUCCACCAGAGACGCCGUCGGUUCUGGAUCUGAUCAAACCAAAUCCUGAUUCAUGAGGCUGACCUCACCUCGGUGAGCGUUUUGUUUCUGAAACUGGAGUCGGAGUGAGACGCUCGUCUUUUUUCCCGAUCUUUGGGGCUAACCGACACAGACAGGCAGAGACAGAGACAGACAGCUUCAGUCCCGUGAAGAGAAGCUCCUCAUCCGGGACUUCACCGUCUGUGUGCGAUGGAGGCGAGAGAAAACGGAGCAGCAGGAGGAGCAGGAGGCGCAGGAGGCGCAGGAGCAGGAGGAGGAGGAGGAGGAGGAGGAGGAGCAGGACAGCACCGGGCAGCCAAGCGCCUCCGGACGGAGGAGGAGGCCGGCAGAGAGGAGCUGGAGGACGGAGAGGCGGAGGAGGAGGACUCCGCCGGACGGGAGGCUGCGGGGAGCCGGAGGAGCGGAGGGGAGGACGGCAGACGGGACAGUCACCGCAUCCCCCCGUCCCCGGUCGUCCACGUCCGAGGACUCUGUGACGCCGUGGUGGAGGCCGACCUGGUGGAGGCGCUUGAGAAGUUUGGCAGCAUCUGCUACGUGAUGAUGAUGCCGUUCAAGCGUCAGGCUCUGGUGGAGUUCGACAGCGUGGAGAGCGCCGAGCGCUGCGUGCGGCGCGGCGGCCGCGAGGCCGUGUGUGUCGCCGACCAGCGGGUCUUCUUCAACUUCUCCACCAGCCAGAGAAUCUCCAGGCCCACCAACGCAGACGACCCCGGCAGCGGAAACAAAGUCCUGCUGCUGUCCAUCCAGAACCCGCUGUACCCCAUCACCACCGACGUCCUGCACGCCGUCUGUAACCCCGUUGGCAACGUCCUGCGGAUCGUCAUCUUCAAACGCAGCGGCGUUCAGGCCAUGGUGGAAUUUGAGUCGGUGGCGGACGCUCAGAAGGCCAAGCUGGCUCUGAACGGAGCCGACAUCUACGCCGGCUGCUGCACGCUCAAGAUCGAACACGCUCGGCCCAACACGCUGAACGUCGUCCGCAAUGACAGCAGCAGCUGGGAUUACACCAAACCCCUCGUCCUGCACCGAGAGAGGGGAAAAGGAAGGCAGCGUCAGGCCAUCCUGGGAGAGCAUCCAUCCAACGGCUAUGGCCCACGCUGCCCUCUGCUGCCUCUGCAUGGUAUCAGCAGGUACAGGAGGAGCAGUGAGGAGGUGCAGGACAUGAUCUCCUACCCGCCGCUCCUGCCGAAGACCUCCUCUUCCUCCUCCCUCCUGGGCCACGUUGCCUCCAGCUCAGUUGCCAUGGUGAGCGGCCUCCAUCCCGUCAGGAUGAACUGCAGCCGCAUCUUCAACCUCUUCUGUCUCUAUGGCAACGUGGAGAAGGUGAAGUUCAUGAAGAGCGUGAACGGCACGGCGCUGGUGGAGAUGGGAGACGAGUACGCCGUGGACCGAGCCGUCACUCACCUCAACAGCAUCAAGGUGUUCGGCAUGAAGCUCAGCGUGUGUGUGUCCAACCAGCAGGCGGUGAUCCCCAGUCAGGUUUUUGAGCUGCCCGACGGCAGCAGCAGCUACCAGGACUUCAGUCUGACCAGAAACAACCGCUUCGGCGGCGCACAGAGCAGCAGGAACAUCAUCCAGCCGCCCGCCACUAUCCUGCACUUCUACAAUGCCCCGCCCACUCUCAGCCAACAGCAGCUGCACGAGCUCUGCACUGAGCUCAGCGUUCCCGUCUUCACCAAGUUCAAGGUCUUCGACGCCAAACCAGGCAGCUCGAAGACUCGGUCUGGUCUCCUGGAGUUUGACAAUAAAACUGAAGCUGUGGAAACUCUGACGGUCCUGAACCACCACCAGCUCAGGAUACCCAACUGCUCCAACCCCUUCACCCUGAAACUCUGCUUCUCCACCUCCUCCCAUCUGUAAACCAGAAACAAGAUGGCCGCCGCAGUCCUCUGGUCCUGGUUCAGCAGAGUCGUUUGAUGAUUUUUGUGUGUUUCAGUGUGGAGCAGGAAGUGAUGACGAGGUCUGAAUGGCCUCCUCUGGAGCAGCUUGUUCUUUUGGUUUGCAGCCUGAGACGAAACCUUCUGCUCGGCUGACCAGUUUGAUUAAAUCUCACGUGGGAAACCAA
This is a messenger RNA of Scatophagus argus, 2252 nucleotides long. RefSeq names its product heterogeneous nuclear ribonucleoprotein L-like. Gene Ontology annotation, biological process: regulation of RNA splicing; mRNA processing. Gene Ontology annotation, molecular function: mRNA binding. Lineage: Eukaryota; Metazoa; Chordata; Actinopteri; Scatophagidae. The transcript has 13 exons. The record is from RefSeq and is a predicted model, not a curated record. The coding region runs from base 383 to 2047 and encodes 554 amino acids. Gene Ontology annotation, cellular component: nucleus.